AUGUGCGGCGCAGAACCUCUCGUCACCCCGAACAGUGCUGAAUCUGUCGAUGCCUUCUACACGCUACUAGCAGAACGGAAACGUUUUGCAGCAUCCCAGUCGGUCGAAACUACGCCCAAAUGGCCAGCAGCCCGCAAUGAUCACUAUUGUGACCAAGAGGUGUGUCGGCACGAUGUCAUCGACCUUUCCUCUCUAUGUGAGCCGUCCGACAGCGAUAGCGACUGGCAGCCAUACAUCACGGGUGACAAGACAUUCCCCAUCAUCGGAUACGAAUCUCCAUCGAACAGUGAACACAUCGUCCGUCUCCGUUACAACACACCACCCACAGUCUACGAUGACCAAGACCAUGGAAGCCGUCGAAUGUCUUCGAUAGACCCCAAAUCAAGCAUUCGCGUCUUCCGAAAAGACCUUGAUAACCUACAGAUCAGCAGCGCACAGUCUUUUCUUGACCUAGAAGAGCAGUUUGACAGCCUCUCCUCAUCAUACAGCACGCUGCGUAGGGACUACCAAGGUUUCGCGGACAAACACAACACACUCCUGGAGAUUUCAAUGAAGCAGUGCCAUGAGCUAGGCAAUCAGGCCAAGGUCUUGAAGGAGUUAUGCGAGUGGAAGAUGCGCACGCAAAACAGCUUCGCUGCGGUACGCGUUCAAGGGCAAGAACCGGAGGUCUUGUAUUUUGACACACCGCGUUCGACAUCCACGGCGGAGAUCGGACUGGACGAUCUGAGAGAAACUCCUCUAGUGACGGAGAGUCAGGCUGUUACAUCGACAUCAGACGGACGAGACUACGGUGUCGGAGCAAUACUGCCAUCUCCGAUCAUGCCUCCCACGACGCCUGAGCGACGUGCCACACAUCCGCGCUUGAUCUUGAGACUAUCGGCCAAGCCAAAUAUGAAGGAGGAAGUCCUGGAAUCUCCUAGUGCUUUGGCAACAGACGAGCCGCAACGCCCAAAGCGCGUCAGGAGGCCCACGGAGAAACGCAAGGCCGCUGAGCUGGAGGCCAAGUCGGCAGAGAAAGCGAGGAACCGCCUGAGUUGCACAUCAGUCCCGUUCUGA
Molecule: messenger RNA, 1056 nt
Organism: Alternaria incomplexa
Lineage: Eukaryota; Fungi; Ascomycota; Dothideomycetes; Pleosporales; Pleosporaceae
Exons: 2
Coding region: 1-1056 (351 amino acids)
Source: RefSeq, a predicted model, not a curated record